GGAACAGACAAGGGAAAAUCAAGCAGGCUUUAGACCAGGUAGAGGGUGCAUAGAUCAUAUCUUCACUCUUCGACAGAUUCUAGAACAUAGACACACUUUUCGGCGUCCAACAAUUGCCAUAUUUCUUGACUUGAAGGCGGCCUUCGACUCAGUGGAUCGAAAGGUACUAUGGCAAUGUCUGACUGUGAAGGGAGUGCCAAGAAAGUACGUUGCACUAAUCAAGGCACUCUAUUCAAACUCACGUAGUCGUGUAAGGGCUUAUGGGGAAUUGUCAUCUGAAUUGGUAACAACCAGUGGUGUUCGACAGGGAUGUCCACUUUCCCCAUUUCUGUUUAACUUCAUCAUAGAUAUGCUAAUGGAAGUAUCCUUAACUGAACGUAGUGACUUAGGAAUCGACUUGUUACCAGGGAAUAAUCUAAUGGACUUAGAAUAUGCAGAUGACAUAGUCCUGUUAGGGGAGGAUGCUGACAAAAUACAGCAGAGUCUUCUGAACACCUUGAGCAGCAAUCUUCGUAUGUUUGGCAUGCGAUUCGCCCCUGCAAAAUGUAAGAUGCUGCUACAGGACUGGACCACGUCAACCCCUAACUUAGUGAUAGGGAGGGAAGUGAUAGAACAUGUUGACCACUUCACCUACUUGGGAAGUUGUAUUAGCACCAACGGACUGAUUGGCGAUGAAACCUCAGCACGGAUCCGAAAAGCUCGAGCUGCUUUCGCUGACUUACACCAUCUCUGGCGUAGGCGUGACAUCCGGUUAUCAACCAAGGGACGUGUGUACUGCUCAGCAGUUCGCUCCGUCCUUCUCUAUGGCUCUGAAACAUGGCCAAUACGCGUUGAAGACAUGAAAAGGUUGACUGCUUUCGAUCAUAGAUGUCUGCGAUCUCUGUCUCACGUUAGGUGGUUUAAUAAGGUAAGUAAUGUUGACGUUAGGCGUAGAGUGUUGGGCAAAGAGGGAAAAUCAAUCGACGAGGUUAUAAAGUUACAUAGACUAAGAUGGCUAGGUCACGUGGUGCGCAUGCCUAACCACCGCCUCCCCCGACGGGCAUUGUUAGCUGAUAUAGGUUCAGGUUGGAAAAGAGCCAGUGGUAGCCAAACAAAAACAUGGCAUCAAUCCAUGAAAUCCUUGACAGUUAAACUGAGUCAGGUAGGGAGAUGCAGACUCCCGGGUUGGGGCCCUCGCGACUCUAGGAAUCAAUGGCUGGAGACAAUAGGUGACAUGGCUCAAAAUCGUUGUCAAUGGCGCAGAUGUAUUCAAUCUCUGUAAUCUUUCAUAUUCCUUUCUACCAUUACCCAUUCUGUUUCACUCUUAUAUUUGUCAAACUCUAUUAAUUCUCUUCACUCAUCUUCUUGUCUACCUCUGUGGGCUAUUUGGAACGUGGCAACUCGAACUGCUGCACUUCGGUGCCAAGUUCUAUGUUGAAUCCAGACAGACAGAUAGGCAGGCAGACAGACAGAUAGACAGACAGACAGACAGACAGAC
Trichobilharzia regenti is the source of this 1477-nucleotide messenger RNA. NCBI's taxonomy places the organism in Eukaryota, Metazoa, Platyhelminthes, Trematoda, Strigeidida, Schistosomatidae. The record is from the annotation of a GenBank genome assembly.